Messenger RNA from Myotis brandtii (Brandt's bat), 2098 nucleotides. It is a transcript of the gene SLC1A6, whose product is annotated as solute carrier family 1 (high affinity aspartate/glutamate transporter), member 6. Gene Ontology annotation, molecular function: neutral L-amino acid transmembrane transporter activity; glutamate:sodium symporter activity; L-glutamate transmembrane transporter activity. Gene Ontology annotation, biological process: L-glutamate transmembrane transport. Bases 55 to 1749 code for a protein of 564 amino acids. The record is from RefSeq and is a predicted model, not a curated record. NCBI's taxonomy places the organism in Eukaryota, Metazoa, Chordata, Mammalia, Chiroptera, Vespertilionidae. Gene Ontology annotation, cellular component: plasma membrane. The transcript has 9 exons.
ACUCUGUCCUGUUUCUCACCAGGCCCAGGGCCCUCUGUUCCCCGCAGAUAGACGAUGAGCAGCCACGCCAACAGCCUGUUCCUGCGGGAGAGUGGCCAGCGGCUUGGCAGGAUGGGCUGUCUGCAGCGGCUGCAGGACAGCAUGCAGCAGAGAGCACUGCGCACGCGCCUGCGCCUGCAGACCAUGACCCGCGAGCACGUGCUGCGCUUCCUGCGCAGGAACGCCUUCAUCCUGCUGACCAUCAGCGCUGUGAUCAUAGGGGUCAGCCUGGCCUUUGGCCUACGCCCGUACCAGCUCACCUACCGCCAGAUCAAGUACUUUUCUUUCCCUGGAGAGCUUCUCAUGAGGAUGUUGCAAAUGCUGGUGCUGCCGCUCAUUGUCUCCAGCCUGGUCACAGGUAUGGCAUCCCUGGAUAACAAGGCAACAGGGCGGAUGGGGAUGCGGGCAGCUGUGUACUACAUGGUGACUACGGUCAUUGCGGUCUUCAUCGGCAUUCUCAUGGUCACCAUCAUCCAUCCUGGGAAGGGCUCCAAGGAGGGGCUGCACCGUGAGGGCCGGAUUGAGACCAUCCCUACAGCUGAUGCCUUCAUGGACCUGGUCAGAAAUAUGUUUCCGCCCAACCUGGUGGAGGCCUGCUUCAAACAGUUCAAGACGCAGUACAGCACGAGGUUGGUAACCAGGACCGUUGUGAGGACAGAGAAUGGAUCUGAGCAGAGCGCCUCCAUGCCUCCUCCAUCUUCAAUGGAGAAUGGAACCAGCCUCCUGGAAAAUGUCACACGAGCCUUGGGCACCCUGCAGGAGGUGCUGACCUUUGAGGAGAUUGUGCCUGUGCCUGGCUCAGCCAAUGGCAUCAAUGCCCUGGGCCUUGUGGUCUUCUCUGUGGCCUUUGGGCUGGUCAUUGGUGGCAUGAAACACAAGGGCCGAGUCCUGCGGGACUUCUUCGACAGCCUCAAUGAGGCUAUUAUGAGGCUGGUGGGCAUCAUUAUCUGGUACGCACCUGUGGGCAUCCUGUUCCUGAUUGCUGGGAAGAUCCUAGAGAUGGAAGACAUGGCCGUUCUGGGGGGUCAGCUGGGCAUGUACACCCUGACUGUAAUUGUGGGCUUGUUUCUCCAUGCCGGUGGUGUCCUGCCUCUCAUCUACUUCCUCAUCACCCAUCGGAACCCCUUCCCCUUCAUCGGGGGCAUGCUGCAGGCCCUUAUCACUGCCAUGGGCACGUCUUCCAGCUCUGCGACACUGCCCAUUACCUUCCGCUGCCUGGAGGAGGGCCUGGGUGUGGACCGCCGCAUCACCAGGUUCGUGCUGCCCGUGGGGGCCACUGUCAACAUGGACGGCACUGCCCUCUACGAGGCCCUGGCAGCCAUCUUCAUUGCCCAAGUCAACAACUACGAGCUCAACCUGGGUCAGAUCACAACUAUCAGUAUCACUGCGACAGCGGCCAGCGUUGGGGCUGCUGGCAUUCCCCAGGCAGGUCUGGUCACCAUGGUCAUUGUGCUCACAUCAGUCGGCCUGCCCACUGAAGACAUCACGCUGAUCAUAGCUGUGGACUGGUUCCUAGAUCGACUUCGCACAAUGACCAACGUGCUGGGGGACGCCAUUGGAGCAGCCGUCAUUGAGCAUUUGUCUCAGCGGGAGCUAGAUCUGCAGGAAGCUGAGCUCACCCUCCCCAGCCUGGGGAAGCCCUACAAGUCACUCAUGGCACAAGAGAAGGGGGCAUCCAGGGGACGGGGUGGCAAUGAGAGUGCCAUGUGAGGGAUGUCUUGGGAAAAACCCACUGCCUGAAUGACCCACACCCUGAACACAUAUUCUGUCCGACGUGUUUGAGGGAAACUAAGAUAAAGGAGCAGGAAUGAAAGGAUGUCCACAGUCUUCAUUUCUCUCUGAGCCUAUACUGAGAACUUGAGGGAGGUUGGGCAAGGGUGGAAAUCGGAAAUGUUUUUCCUGGGGUUGUGGGUAUAGGAAGCUCCAGGUUCAACAAGGUGAGGGGUCAUCUCGUGCUCCUUAUUUUCUUAAGGAGCAGUGUAAUUGAAGGAGGCAAAGGGAAACCACUAUUUCUUAUAAUAAAACAAUAUCCAUGGCCUCUGUGUUGGGAGGUUCUCAA